UUGCAAUUGUUCCUGAGAGUCGAAGGAGAAGACUGUUUGCGACGCAUUUUUAAUCACGGAACCUUUCCAAAUUACACCUAUGACACCUCUUUUACACAUGAGCAAGAAAGAAAAGUUCUUCUAGAUAUUUACACAUAUACAAAUGGCAAGCAAUGGUAUAAUAGCAGUGGAUGGAAUAGUUCAAUAGAGCACUGUUCCUGGUAUGGAGUCACGUGUCACGGCAAUUCAUACAUCAAGUCCAUUGUGCUGCCCUUUAACAACUUGAAUGGCUCUCUCCCUUCCAAUUUGUGUAAAAUACGAAACUUAUUUUCUUUGUGCGUGCCUGGUAACCCUAGCCUUCGUGGUAGACUCGGGGACUUUUUGUUUGGAAAUAUGAGUUUAUUGCUGACCUUGGUCAUCUGUACUUCCUCCGUUUCUGGCGAGAUCCCUCAGGAUAUCGUCAAUCUUACAAAUCUGCAAUUCUUUAUAGCCAGUCCUAUGGACGGAAAAGGCCUCACUGGACAGUUGCCAAGAGACUUAGGGAAUAUGAGGGAGCUUCGGAUGCUGGAUAUUGGCGGGAAUAACAUAACUGGACAAAUACCCAGAAGUAUUUCGAAACUGACAAAACUUUAUGAUCUUACCUUACGAAAUACCCCCGGGAUGAUGUCUGGAAACCUUUCCGACAUAUUUGCAAUACCUUCGUUGACGUCUGUCUACGUAUCGGGAGUGAAUUUGGUAGGAGAAUUACCUCGAAAGUUUCCACCAAACAUAGUUAGCCUUUUUUUGCCAGGAAAUAAUAUAUCCGGUAAGCUUCCAGAAAUAUUUCCGAACAACAGUGCCCUGCGAAACCUUAAUCUUGCAAACAAUCGUCUUACGGGGGAUAUUCCAGGCCAUCUGCUUUUAAAACCACUUGAUAUUUUAGAUCUAUCUCAAAACCGGUUUACGUCAAUUAAUGAAGGCAAGCCAUGGCCAAAAGAUGACAAGGGAAGCAUUAGUCUUUAUUUAUCGUUGGCCGAAAAUAGAGGCUUGGCAAUUGAUUUUCAAAGUUUCAUGGGGCUUUUUAAUUUCAAAGAGGACUUAUCUGUCAUAAAUGUAAGCUACUGUGGUAUAGAAAGUCCUGUCUUGCCGAACUUGUUCUACUUCUUACGAUUGUCUACUUUCGAUUUAAGUGGCAAUAACUUUUAUGGGGAAUUACCUGAUUUUUUUGGCGAUGUCUCAGUUCUAUCAUAUAUUGAUCUAUCUGCCAAUAACUUAUCAGGUUCUCUACCAGGAGGAACUCAAAAUUUCAUGGCUCUUCAAUACUUAGAUAUUUCAGGAAAUCCUUUCAUGAGGAAAGGAACAAGCAUAUCGGCAAAUACCUUUCAGCCAGACUUUUCAAGAAUGAUCAGGCCUCAUCAAGGAGAUCACUUUACGUGUCCCGAAGGGCGCUUUACGUUCAAUAAUGGACGUAUUCGGUUAGAUCCUACAUUUUACCAAUACAAGUAUUGUAUCUGCGAUGCUCAUUUUUACGGAGAUAGUGGACUAUGCAAAUCAUGUAUGGAUGGAGGGACGUGCAAACAAGUUGAUGUCAAUACCUUGAAAGAUAUCCGCCCAAACAUCAUGAGUAUAGCUCCUGGCUACUGGCCAUCGCCUAAUUCUAAGAAUGUUACUCAUCUCGUCAAGUGUCCAGUACCUGCUGCGUGUAAUCCACUGGCUUCUUGCACUUGUCGCCUUGACACAUCACCCAACGACCUGCAUUUAUCCCACACCAAACGUUUAUCGCCAAAUUUAAUCACGACAUGCGAUCAAUCCAAUAUGUGUCAUCCAGGAAACACUGACAGAUUCUGCUCUCGUUGUGAAGAAGGAUUUUAUAAAAUUGGCGGAUUGUGCUACCAAUGUGUGAAAGGAGAUCUUACUUACUACUACUUUUUCAUUCCUAUUUUUACCAUUUCUUUCCUUGUUCUGCUUUGGUCAUUUUUUAAUUUCAACUUGCGACCUGUUAAAUGGUUCAUGGUAACAGCAGUACAUUUUCUCUUAAUGCUGAUCUUUAUGCUUUUGGAAUUUUUACCCACUUGGGUUUUCAAAUUGAACCUGGUGGUUUUCGUGUUGUGUAUGACUAGUCGAGGGAAAGGUACAAAGUCACUCAUCAGCAUCGCAGUGUUUUAUAUUCAAACCCUGGACUUCAUGGUUUCUAGCUCAAACGUUUGGCCUCCAAAAAUCAUUGCAGCUCAAAGCUACUUGAGUAGCUACUGGGAUUUGUAUUUCCCUUCACUUUCAUGCGAUUUACCUUCUCUUUUCAAUCCUGUUGGUAAGUUUGCUUUUAUUCUCCUUCUUCCAAUUGGUUGCUUGGCACUUGUGGGUGUCUACUUUAUAGUUAUGCUGAGCUACAACAAGGUUCGUCCCCGAGAAGGACGAAUGGAAAAUGUUCACUUUAAAUGCCGUCAAAGUGCCUUUUUCUGUUUAAGUUUCACCUACUUUCCAGUUGUAAAGCAAACUCUUUCCAUCUUACGCCCAUGCCAAAAUGACCGUGAUGUUCUGUACAUGCCAAAUUCCCCUUGGAUAGAAUGCACAUCUGUUACUUACAGAACACUAUCAGCUCUUGGUUUUGUCUCCGUAGUGGUCUACGUGAUUGGGUUUCCUUUGCUUCUCUCCUCGCUCAUGUUCUUUUUCUUUCGAAAACGAAACAGCAUGAGCCAAGAUGAUCGUGAAAAACUUGACACGUGGCUUGGUCCUGCUUAUUUACCUUACAAACCAAGGUAUCAGCAGUACUUUGAGAUUGUAAUGCUACUCCGUCGCCUGUUACUAGCCAUUGCGUUAUCCAUAAUUUCGUCUUCCUCUACUUUACAAACCUUGGCUGUCUGGGUCCUUCUCGUGGGCUUUGCUAUAAUUCAUCUGUGUUUUCAUCCUUAUAACGAUCUUCCUCAUCACAAGUUUGCUUCUGAAAACUUUUUUGAGCCCCUUGUUUUGCUGGUGCUUUCAAUGUCCUUCAUACUGUUGAGGUUCUCGGCCAUGGAAAGCUCCAUGAGUUAUUCAGCAGCAUAUGUGUGGAUUGUAAUUGUUAUUAACUCUUGCAUUCUUCUCCUACUAAUGGGCGUUAUUUUCUUCCGUCUUACAAUAACUGGGUAUGAAGAUUCCCAUGGCUGCUCUUGUGGCAGAAGCGGCGUGAAUGAAGAAAGAACCAAUUUGCUGUCCGUGAACAGCCAACAUUGGGGAGUAGCAGAAGUCGACGAUAUCGACUAA
Molecule: messenger RNA, 3198 nt
Organism: Pocillopora meandrina
Lineage: Eukaryota; Metazoa; Cnidaria; Anthozoa; Scleractinia; Pocilloporidae
Source: the annotation of a GenBank genome assembly